AUGGCAUUUUUAAGGAAGAUGCAAAGUUGCUGCCUGAGCUUCUUGGUGUUGAUUAUUAUUAAGUUAUGUGGAUUCUACUAUGUUGGUACACUACAGACAAAAUUUAUGGUGGAUAUGAAGUGUGAAGGUUGUGUUAAUUCUGUCAAAAAUAAAUUGCAAACUGUUGAUGAAGUGAAGAAUGUGGAGGUGGAUUUGGGGAAUCAAGUGGUUAGAGUUCUUAGUUCUUCCCCUGUAAAGAUCAUGACUGAAGCUCUGGAGUAGACAGGUCGAACCGCCCGGUUGAUUGGCGAAGGGGUCCCUGAUGGUUGGUUAGCUUUACUUUUCCAGAUUCUCUAUGAUCUUUUGUUUACUGGAUUCGAGAUUGUCAUUUGUCCACGAAAGUGUACCUUUGUGAAUGAGUUGGCUACACAUAAAAUUUAUUCAAU
Molecule: messenger RNA, 425 nt
Organism: Mercurialis annua (annual mercury)
Lineage: Eukaryota; Viridiplantae; Streptophyta; Magnoliopsida; Malpighiales; Euphorbiaceae
Product: copper chaperone for superoxide dismutase, chloroplastic/cytosolic-like
Exons: 4
Coding region: 1-261 (86 amino acids)
Molecular function (GO): metal ion binding
Source: RefSeq, a predicted model, not a curated record